AUGUCAGAAAACGGUUACACUGACCUAGAGAAGCAGAAAUAUUUGCUUCUCGAAGAGCAUGAAGAGAAGCAUUUCAUGUCUAGUGAGAUUGUACGUGACAUAAUCUUAGGCGUAUCUGACGGUCUCACGGUGCCUUUUGCCCUCGCAGCUGGAUUGUCCGGUGCCAAUGUGACAUCCAGCAUCAUUCUUAUUGCCGGCAUUGCUGAAGUUGCUGCUGGUGCCAUCUCCAUGGGACUUGGCGGGUACCUUGCAGCUAAAAGUGAAGCUGACCACUACAUGAGGGAACUAAAACGAGAGCAAGAAGAGAUCAUCAGAGUCCCCGAUAUAGAGGCUGCUGAAUGCGGAGAAAUAUUAUCACAGUACGGUGUUGAGCCUCACGAAUAUGAGCCUGUCGUGAAUGCUCUGAGGAGGAACCCCCAACACUGGGUUGAUUUCAUGAUGAAGUUUGAACUUGGAUUGGAGAAACCAGACCCAAUGAGAGCACUACAAAGUGCCUUGACAAUUGCUCUUUCUUACACAGUGGGUGGAUUGGUACCCCUGGCACCAUACAUGGCCAUUCCACUUGCUAAAGAAGCUGUAGUUGCAUCUGUUAUAAUAACCAUAGUGGCAUUACUAAUUUUUGGGUUCAUAAAGGGCUACUUCACUGGUAAUAAACCUUUCAAGAGUGCUAUCCAAACUGCUUUCAUAGGAGCCAUGGCGUCUGCAGCUGCUUAUUGCAUAGCUAAGGUUUUCCGAGCUUGA
This is a messenger RNA of Dovyalis caffra, 741 nucleotides long. The record is from the annotation of a GenBank genome assembly. NCBI's taxonomy places the organism in Eukaryota, Viridiplantae, Streptophyta, Magnoliopsida, Malpighiales, Salicaceae.